Silurus meridionalis is the source of this 8570-nucleotide messenger RNA. It is a transcript of the gene gatad2b, whose product is annotated as GATA zinc finger domain containing 2B. NCBI's taxonomy places the organism in Eukaryota, Metazoa, Chordata, Actinopteri, Siluriformes, Siluridae. The record is from RefSeq and is a predicted model, not a curated record. Bases 1751 to 3655 code for a protein of 634 amino acids. Gene Ontology annotation, biological process: negative regulation of transcription by RNA polymerase II. Gene Ontology annotation, molecular function: sequence-specific DNA binding. The transcript has 11 exons. Gene Ontology annotation, cellular component: NuRD complex.
AGUGUAUGACCUUCCCAGAUUAUAACAGCAAUGGGGGCUUAAUCUGAAUGAGAUGUUUAAAAGUAUAUAUAAGCAAUAGUGUCCAGAGACGUUUGGAAAAACUGUACUGGGACUAUAUACUGCUACUAAAGAAUAAAAUCUCUCUACGUUUGCUGCAGAAUCUAUAUCUAUAUCUAUAUAUCUAUAAUGUACAGACUAUCACAAUUCUAAACUUUCUGCUUGUUUGCUCAUAUAUCUCAAUAUGUGUAAUAGUCAUGCAAUAUAAUAACCAUAUAAUUUCAAGAUUUAUUUUGCUGAUUAGAUUGAUUUUGCUACUGACUCCCCUGCUGAUAGGACUUAAGUGAUGUACUGUACCAACAUACAAAGGGUGUGGUCCACUUUCUGGCUAUGUACACCUGGUGUUUAUAUAAAGUUCCUAAAAUAAGUUCUGCCAGGUUUAACUGUCCAACUUUACCUAAUGCUCCAUUAUAACUAAUGUCACUUUACUUUCUGCACACUGCAGGAAACAACCACUGCGUGUGUAUUUUUAUUAAUUUUUUAAAGGAAGCGCAGGAGCCAUAUUAAAAAAAUAUUUGAGAAAUAAGCAAAUGAAUCCGAAUCUUUUGUACAAGACGCUGCACUGACCCGUGCUGCCUGUAGAGGGCGGAGUACACUUCAUAAACCCUAAUAAAGAUUUAAAUCACCCCAAAGACCUGAUCAUUCUUAUAAAUGACUUGAUUAUUCUGUAUAGAAAAUUAUUUUUAUUAUUAUUAUUAUAAAUAUAUACACAAUAUAAAAAUGAUAAAAAUCCUUUAACAGGCUGAUCAGUGAUCAAUAAUUGAAUCGGAAUGUGUUACAGUAAAUAUGCUGUAUUAUUGUUGUAUAUAAAUGUAAUAAAGGACAAUCAAAGCCGAGAACUCGUUCAAUGAACCGCUUUCCAAAUACAAGCUUACUAAAUACUUAUUAAAGUAGGUCAUUAAGAGACAAUGAGCGCACUGUUUUCUGUGUAGGCAACACCGACAACAAGACUGUAUUACCGGUAAAACAUUAACUAGGUACGAUCUUAAUGAAUCAAAGCUACAAUGUGUAAUUAGCCCGAUUAAUGAAUGAAUAAAUGAAUACAUUAUAUGAAGCGCCUCGUCGCCAAUUAUGCGCGUCUUAAUCUAAUAUGGCGACAAUAAUUUUUCUGAGACGCUGCGGAGGAACAUGUGAUCAGACACGUUUCUCAUCAUCCAGCUCAAGAAGACGCACAAAGUUGAAGAUCAUCUAACGGUCCGUUGUAGCAGGAUGGGGUUUUAGACACGUGUAGAAGCGUGUAUUUGUUGUUCGUUUAAAUGGUGCCGUUUGAGCGUCUGAGCAGCGGAGCAGCAAUGCGAUCCGGCCGCCCGGCCUGCUGGAAUGAAGAGGGAGUUAAUAUGGCUGUCCACAGUUCAUCUGCCAGUGUAGUAGUAAUCUCGCCCUGCGCCGCUGACACGACGCGCAUAACAAACCCGUGGAGUUCGCAGCGUUUCGGAGCUGCUUGUCCCCUCCCCUCCAGACACAGACAACAACAUUCACGAUAAUAGGGGCGCGUCUCCGACACCGCCGCCGACCAAUAAGCCGCGUGUCUGGGCAGAGAGCGAGCGGCCGAGCGCAAGCCGGGGCCCAAUCAGCGCUUUUGUGUUCACUGCCGGCGCCGGGGACUGCACGGGGAACAGAGGUGCCGCAGCGCUUCAGGAUCGGAGAGUGAGCCCGGAGCCAGAGCAACCUGAGGCGGUGAAGGCGAGUCAGGAUGGAGCGGAUGUCUGAGGAGGCGUUGAGGUUGAACCUGCUGAAGCGGGGUCUGGAAACGGCCGAUGAGAGAGAGGAAGCGCUGGCCAAGCGCCUGAAAAUGGAGGGUCAUGAGGCGAUGGAGCGACUGAAGAUGCUGGCAUUGCUUAAGCGCAAGGACCUUGCCGCUUUGGAAGGAGCCAAUGUGGCGGAUGGGAAAGGACCCGGGGCCAGCCAGGGGCUGAUGGGAGCCUCAGCGGUGUAUGAGGAGAAGCUGAAUGGGAGCUUGAGGAGCACAGGUCAUGGAGGACCCAGCAAGAAUGGCAAAGAGAACAUGAUGGAUGAACCUGUGGACAUGAGCGCCAAGAGGAGCGGUGUGGAGCGAGAGAGGUGUACUCCAUCUCCAGACGUGAUUAUCUUGUCAGAUAAUGAAGCAUCUAGCCCAAGGAGCACUCCACACCCGGAGGAGCGUCGCCAUCACCCCAACCUAGACAUGUUCAAGGGGAAGACGGGCGAAGAGAGGCAGCAGAUGAUCAAAGCCCUGCGUGAGGAGCUGAGGCUGGAGGAGGCCAGGCUCGUGCUGCUGAAGAAGCUGAGACAGAGCCAGAUGCAGAAGGAGAACGUCGUACAGAAGGUUCCAGUUGUUCAGAAUCCCCCCUCCUCCGUGCAGCCCUCCACAAUUCACAGCACACAGGGGAUGACCAAAUUGCCUGUGCGGCCUGAGCCCCAGAACCUUCGCACAGCACAGGGCCACACGGUGAUCAGGUCUGCAGCCAGUGCAUCUCUGCCACCCAUGAUGAUGUCUCAGAGAGUGAUCGCUCCUAAUCCAGCCCAGCUGCAAGGACAGCGAGUUCCCUCUAAGCCUGGCAUGGGCCGACCCUCAGCAGGGAGCAUGAGCAAUGCAAUCAACUACCAGCAGGCUGCUAGCCAACAGGUGGCGGCCUCUCAGCGCUCUGGCUCCUCAGCGGCCAUCUACAUGAACCUGGCCCACAUGCAGGCGGCCGGGGCAGCAGGUGUGCCGGGUGUUGGGGUAGGUGUGAGUGCAGUUAGCCCCUCUGCACUUCCCGGCAGCUCUAGUGUGGGCUCUGUGGGCACGAUGAGUGAUCAGGCCAGCAGCCAGGCAGCUGCCAAACUAGCCUUGCGCAAACAGCUGGAGAAAACACUGCUGGAGAUCCCUCCACCCAAACCUCCCGCACCGCUGCUCCAUUUCCUGCCCUCUGCCGCCAACAGUGAGUUCAUCUACAUGGUGGGACUGGAGGAGGUGGUUCAGAGUGUCCUCGACAGCCAGGGUAAAAUGAGGGGUUCACUAGCACGCAUGGAGCCGUUCUUCUGUGCCCAGUGCAGAACUGACUUCACCCCCCACUGGAAGCAGGAGAAGAGCGGUCGCAUCCUGUGUGAGCAAUGCAUGACCUCCAACCAGAAGAAGGCCCUAAAGGCUGAACACACCAACCGUCUGAAAAACGCCUUUGUCAAGGCCCUGCAACAGGAGCAGGAAAUCGAGCAGAGGCUUCAGCAGCAGGCGGCUCUGUCCCCAAGUGCGGCUCAGACUGUCCCCAGCGUCAGCAAGGCCGAGAGCAUGAUCCGACACCACGCGCUCCGACAGGCUCCUCAGCCACAGGCAGCUAUGCAGCGGGGUUUAUCCAGCUCGGCGCGUGGCGUGCUAUCUAACUUUGCCCAGGCAUCACAGCUCUCCGUGGCAAGCGGACUGUUGGGUAUGACCAGCAAGCGCUGUGGAGGAGGCAGUGCCAGCAGCAGUCGGUCACAGCACGACAGCCGCCGACAGCUUUACAACAUCCCCGGCUUGAAUAUUGCCUAUUUGAACCCAGGAGGUCACAAAGCGUCCAGCCUGGCGGACCGGCAGAGGGAGUAUCUGCUGGACAUGAUCCCCCCACGCUCCAUAUCUCAAUCCAUCACUGGCCAGAAAUGAGCUCACACACACACCCACACUGCAACCAUCACCCCUGUCGCAUGCAGUGCCUGUCCGUGUGCCUACCCAACUAACCCAUCUGAAUAACUCGGCCAGAUGAACACCAGACUGUCUCAACUUCCAUUUCCUACUAAAACAAAGCUCUUUAUUUCUUGCUAUUGCUCUGUCAUUUCUCACUAUUAUUAAUAAUAUUAUUAUUAAUAUCAUUAUUGCUUGUGUUAAAGGUAUCCUUAUGUUUGUUAGUAGUUUUAGUGACUUGUGGAUUUUUUUAUUUUUUUUUCCUUCUGUUUGACAUUUUUUUUUUUAUUUAUUUAUUUCUCAAGGAAGGGGCUAGAUUUCAGGGUUACUUGAAAAUGUGUUGCUCUUAUUUUCCUUCAUGGCUUCUUCCCUUUUUGCACCCUGUAAAAUGACGAGAGCUUUCCCUCCCUUUUCGAAAACCCCUUUUUUCUUAUGAUUUAGCCCCAUUGAAGCUAUAGUCAAGCUUCAGGAACAAGAACAGCUCACCUAUGCCAUGUGUUUAAAAAAAUAUAUAUAUAUCUUUGUAGCAAAUACAUUUCAAAGAGAAAGAGCCUUGGUGGAGACGGCGUCUGACGGAAUGACUGACUUUUCUAGUAAGCUAAUCCUAAUGCACUGAGACGCUGACGGCUGUUCUGCCUUGAGAAGGCAACAUGAUACGAGAACACUAGGUGCUGUGUGCAGAAUCAUUGAAGGAUGUUUAGGUCAAAAAAUGGCAGCAGAAGGAUGGCUGAAAAUGUGCAGCGACAGGAGCAUCGCGAUGAUGAAGCAAAAAAACAAAACAUGCAGUGUUUGUGAUAAAGGAUUUGCAGCAAAUUCAGAGGCCUGGAUUAACGCAUCUUCCACGUUCCCUCAAUGCCUUUACUUUCAUGACGUCGAUGCUGUGAGAACGUUUCUUGCGGUGCCAUGUGUUUAGCUGCAUAUGGAGGAAGUGAGCAUCCAAACGAAACUAAUUCCCUUUGUCAGUAUCAAUUCUCCUGCAGCGUCCUUAAUUUUUUCUAUUUCCCUCCUUGGCGGCGUCUCCUGCCGAAACGGUUGCGUAUCUGAGAGGUACUUACCACAGGAGACGAUAAUCAUCAAAACAGUAAAUGGACAGAAACUAUUCAAAUAUCUAUAUGAUUUUAUGUAUAGAUUCUUAGCAUGAGAUAAAGGUUGAAAAGAUGGAGGUCGUAUAUCUAUAAUAGCAUAGGCAAGGAUCAAUCACCGUGAUAGGGCAACUCAUUCGAGAUGCCUUUUUCUCCAGGAGCACUUUUUUUUUUCUUUUUUUUCAAUCAAGAACUGAAAAAAUAAUGGUUAGGAAAAGGACAAGAAUGUUUCAUCUCCCAGGCUUUUCAGGUAUGGAUGUCACCAGGCUUGUCUCGGAGAGAGUUAGGAGAGAGACAGUGUCGUGAAUCCCAGACCAUCAGUUCGUUUUCUGCUGUAAGUCCUGUUCGUGCCUCGGGUCCACCAGUACAUUUCUGUUCAACUGUCGACACUAGUCUACACAUUUCAGGCCAGAAUACAAACAGGGCAGUAUGGCAGAUGUUGCACUAGGUGGCAGCAUUUGCAGAGUUUGGUUAGUAUGCAGUAAUCUCUGGGAACUUUCAGACUUAGAUCAAAUCCCUUUUUUUUUUUUUUUUUGGUGCCAGGCGUUAUUCACUUCUGUUCACCCUCUGCUAAUCAGCUCGCAAUGAAUUGACUUCUGUCAAAUCGCUUUAUUGAAGCAAUAUGUGUCGAUUGCUCAGCAAAAUACAAAUGGGUUACAAAGGAAAAACUGGUGGUUCUUUUAUGCUUUGGUGGCUUUUAGUUAUGCUUUGGCAUUUCAAGGCUUAUUAUACAUAUAUCAACUCAAAGCUCUUCUAACUGAACGCAUUUAUUCUUUGAUCAAACAUUUCUACCCUGAUGGUAAUGAUCUCGCCAGAUCUAAACCCAAAUCAACAACUCUGGGAGAACUUGUAGCAAAGAGUAGAGGAACUAAUCUCUCCAAUGUCAUCAUCAGAAUACCAACUGAGUAAAUAUCUUUUGGUAAAAGGGCUUUAUCAAGGAGGCAGUGGAUCUGGAGUUUAUUCCAGGAACACUGGGCAUGAGAAUGGAACACACCCUGAAUACGAUGGCAAUUUUUUUUUUCUCUCUCUUUUAUUCGACACCCAUUUGUAAGUUCAUUUGAUCGCUUAAAUUCUGCAAGAACUUGUUCCAUCGACAUAGACUACAACAAGCACUGAAAUCAUGUGUUACAUACAAGCACUUUCUUAAGUGCCAAUUUUUUUUUUUUUUUUAAAUGACAAAAUCAAGUUAAACAAUGUGUGUCAUGUGAAACCAUUGUUUUAAAGCCUAUGUGUUUUUUUUUUUCUAGCUUGAGACAAAAAGAUGCAACUUUUUAAACAAAGUCGUUGUUUCAGAGUUCAUACAUGUGCACCAUGCCAGACAGACUUUGACUUUUUGUCUUGUGUUCACACGGAGAAAUGCCAAUAUAACACGGCUGGUGCGCUCUAUUCUCUGAACAAAUGAAGUGUGAAAACCUUUUUUUUUUUUUUGGCACUGAUCUGUCCCAUCAUGCUCCACAGAACAAAGGGGAGGGGCUUACAGCAGACAUUAUCCAUAUCUGCGUGUGCGGUGCUGUUUUAAACAUUCCCAAACCCAAACUUGACAUUUAAAAUGAAAAAUCAACGUAGCACAGCAAAUGUUAGUUACAUUUGCGAGCUAACAUCAGGUAGCACUGAACCCAAUCUGGCACUAUCGUUUAUAUCGUGUGUGAUUAAUGUCAUUUCCUAAACGCUUCGUUUUUUAAGUUUUUUUCGAUUCUCUCGUGUGCAAGCGGUCAUAGAUUGUGACUUCAGACACAGCUGUUAAAACUACCUUGACUUUGAUUCACAGGUGCAAUAUUAUGAUAUAUGAUAGAAAGUUUACGCAUAAGAGAUUUCAUUGUUUCCAUUUUCCUGACUUUAAUCAGUCCCCUAUAAAGGCAUAUGAUGUUUUUGCCCCUCUGGUUCGAGUGUCUAAUAGGCUGUAUGUAUAGUCAGUCUCCUUUCCCUCUACUAAUCUCUCUGCCAGACUGGAAUGGCUGCAUCCAUACACAUUUCCUGAGAUCUCCCAGUCGGAUAUUGAAAUGAAUUGAAAAAAAAUUAUUUUUUUUUUUUUCUAGGAUUUAAAAAAAUGAAACUUCCUUUGAUUUAUUCUUUUUAGUUUCAUUUGAUUUCUUUAUUUAAUUUGUCGACUUUCAUACAUAAAACCUACAUGUAAUCAACAAAACAAAACAAAAAACUAUGAGAUGGCAACACAAUAUUUACUAGGUCAUAAGUAAUAAUGACUUAUUGUACAUACGCUUUUUUUUCUCCUUUGAAUUAAAAAAUGAAAUUAAAAUGGUUGUAUAUUGUGUAGAAACGCAAGCAAAAAGCCAUGAAUAUUGUGAAGCUUGUCAUUUUGUUUAGUGAUCACUGUGUAUUAUUGUGUAACAAAUGUGCAAAAUGUACGGGAUUAUACUUCUCUUGUUUUUGAGCUCUUUUUGAUGCAUUUUUCUCCCAGAAUAUAUGUUUUUGUAGUAUGUAGUAUUUGCAAACCGAAAAAGCAUUUGAUCCAUUUUCCAGUCUUUCGGACUCGGACACAAUGGGAUAAUCUUGUAUAUGUUACUUUUUUUUUGUGUGUUGCUUUUUUUUUUUUUUUUUUAGUUUUUUUUUGUCAAGAACAUUGAAGUUUAACCAAUGUUUGGUGAAUGCAUUGAAUUUCUCCUGCUAUCUCUUGCAAAGGGUCAGACUCACACAUCUGCAGCAUAUCAGAUAUUUGACAGUAUUACCCUAAACCUGACCAAACCCCCAAGCACUCAGCUGUAGAUAACGACAUAAGGCAAUGCACACUUCAUUUCCCUUGAGUUCAACCCAGGGUGACCUUUACACUUGACACUUUUGGGAGACAAUGUAAAUCCUCAUUUUGUACUUCUCAUACUUUACCAUCUUAUCUCAUUAUGCCUUUUCUUCAUGUCUUGCCCCGAGUGGGGGAUUUCGCAAUGCUCUUAAUUUUUCAUGGAUAAUUGUAUACAUUUGUAUACGUCCACAGGUUAAGGAAAAUGUUUGCCUUUGACUGUUCUAUUGCUUCUUGCUUUCAGUUUAGUACAUUUUUAAGACAAAAAAAAAGAAUGACAAUUUUUGCACACUUAAGUAUUAAUUAUAAAGAGUGUGACCUCCUUUUCAAUUUUCAUUAUCAUAGACUUAACUGUCCGUAACUCCUUGAUUGGACAAUCAGCUUUUCUGGAGACUUUAGUUUGUCUUUCCACCAUGUAAUGUCUCUCAAGUACUCAAACCAUUUUCACUUCUUUUUAUAAUUUUUAUUUUUAUUUUUUUUUUUGUCAGUUUCUUUUUUUCUGAUUCAGUGUUUGUUUGUGUCCCCCCCCCACACCUUUAUUUAGUAUUUGUUGGAAAAUGAAAGUCACUUUUGAUUAAGUGUGGAAGAAAAUAGUCUUUUUUAAAAAAAAAUAUUUUUCUUUUCUUUUUUUUUUUUACACAGACUCCGCUGUGGUUCCACCAAUUUAAAUAUUUAGAACACUUGGCAAUAUAUAAAUCUGUUUUGUUUAAAAAAAAAAAAUACAUAAAUAAAACCUUGUUUGAGUUUGAAAAUCUAUUGUAUGGACAACUGGUGAUUGGCUUGAACAGUAAUGAAUUUUGAAUCAAGGCUACUGUGCUUUUUGUCAAGGGAUUUUUUUUUUUUUUUUUUUCUUUUGGAACAUUUAAUCCAGACCUUUUGCACAUCCUUGAUAUUUAACUGUCUAAAAAUGACGCUGAAAAUAAAGAAAUUGCUGUUUGAUUACUGCCGAUUGAUUAACAAUUAUGCGUUGACUGAAAAAAAAAAGAAAAUAAGCUAAUUUUGGAGGAAAUAACUUUGUAAUAUUUAUCUCUUGCAAGCUAUGUUUAAUAAAGGAUGGAACAGUUUA